This is a messenger RNA of Closterium sp. Yama58-4, 690 nucleotides long. The record is from the annotation of a GenBank genome assembly. Lineage: Eukaryota; Viridiplantae; Streptophyta; Zygnematophyceae; Desmidiales; Closteriaceae.
AUGCGCGUGCAUGAGCUUCAAGGUGCAACCAUUGUGUAUGAUGAGCGCGAGGGGGCAGCAGGGUUAGCAGGGGGAGAAGGGGAGGAUGGGGAAGCAACACUGACAGCGACAGAGCUGAAGGAGCAGGGCAAUGCGGCAUUCUCCCGAGGCGAGUACGAGCAGGCAGUGGGGCUCUUCACUCGAGCCAUUCAGGCCGACCCCAGCUCGAGUGUUCUCUUUAGCAACCGGUCAGCUGCCCAUGCAGCCAUGAAGAAUUUCCAGCAAGCGUUGCACGAUGGCAGGAAGGCGCUGCAGUUGCAACCCAGGUGGUCAAAGGCGUACUCUCGCAUUGCAGUGGCGCAUUAUGGGAUGAAACAGUAUGUGGAGGCAGCAGCAGCAUACGAGAAGGGGCUCAGGUGUGACCCUCACAGCACCGUGUGCAAGCAGGGAUUGCAACAGGCGCGGGAGAGGUUGCAGCAGGAGGAUGAGAAGGAGGCCAAGAGUGGGAAGCACACGUUUCGCAAGCGGAAAGCAGCAGAGGGAGGCGGGAAAAGGGAGGGGAAAGGGGGCGAUGCAGCGGUAAGGAAGAAUGGGAGAAGGGGGGAUGCUCUGGUAAAGAGGGUGAAGGAGGGGGGAUAUGCGCCGGUGAGAGGGAUGGGAGGGGGGAUAUGCGUUGGUGAGAGGGAUGGGAGGGGGGAUAUGUGUUGGUGA